Messenger RNA from Aspergillus steynii IBT 23096, 825 nucleotides. Its product is annotated as non-canonical purine NTP pyrophosphatase. The record is from RefSeq and is a predicted model, not a curated record. The transcript has 6 exons. Gene Ontology annotation, cellular component: cytoplasm. NCBI's taxonomy places the organism in Eukaryota, Fungi, Ascomycota, Eurotiomycetes, Eurotiales, Aspergillaceae. Bases 85 to 648 code for a protein of 187 amino acids. Gene Ontology annotation, biological process: nucleoside triphosphate catabolic process. Gene Ontology annotation, molecular function: nucleoside triphosphate diphosphatase activity.
CACACUUUCGCAACUGCUUCUUGCCUCCCUCAUCACCCAUCCACAUUGCACGGCUCAUUUGAUAGAACCCCGGCGCCGUUCAUCAUGGCCCCUACCCCCCGAAAAAUGAAUUUCAUAACCGGCAACAAAAACAAACUGGCGGAAGUGAGGGCGAUCCUAGGUAGCGUCGUCGAGGUUGACAACCAGUCCGUCGAUGUGCCCGAGAUACAGGGAACCAUUGAAGACAUUGCCAAGGAAAAAUGCAGACGCGCAGCAGAGGUGGUUGGGGGUCCUGUUCUGACGGAGGACACGGCCCUUGAAUUUCGCGCACUAAAGGGCCUACCAGGCCCGUAUAUCAAGCAUUUCCUUGAUGCACUAGGUCACGAAGGCUUGAAUAAGUUGCUCGACUCGUUCGAGGACAGAACCGCAGAAGCGGUGUGUACGUUUGCAUUUUGCUCUGGCCCUGAUUCCGAGCCCAUUUUGUUCCAGGGAAGAACCGAGGGGACAAUUGUUAGGCCUAGAGGGCCCUCGAAUUUCGGUUGGGAUCCAAUCUUUGAAUACCAAACCAGAACGUACGCCGAAAUGGAAAAGGAGGAAAAGAACAAAAUUUCUCACAGAUAUAAAGCUUUAAUCAAGCUACAACAGUGGUUGAUUGAGGGACAAUCUUAAAGCUUCCAUCACUAAGUAACCACUCAGGACGCACUGAGAUGUUGGGGUUCUAUUCGACUUCAGAAUGGUCUUUCUUCCAUGAUUCGAUCCAGGUUGAAAUCCUCGCACAGUUGUUCUCUACAUCGUCAUCCCUUUCGCUACUGAGUUCGACCACGACCUCCUCAUCAAAAGCCUCCC